Macaca mulatta (Rhesus monkey) is the source of this 3380-nucleotide messenger RNA. It is a transcript of the gene SARDH, whose product is annotated as sarcosine dehydrogenase. NCBI's taxonomy places the organism in Eukaryota, Metazoa, Chordata, Mammalia, Primates, Cercopithecidae. Gene Ontology annotation, cellular component: mitochondrion. The record is from RefSeq and is a predicted model, not a curated record. Gene Ontology annotation, molecular function: protein binding.
GGGGGAGGCCUGGGGUUCCGGCCAGGCCACUGCUUGGGAAGCAAGAAGGUGAAGGCACCUCCGCUGGGCCAAGCACUCUUAGGGCCGAGGGGCGCUGCAGCUGACGAGAGGGCACCACUUCUGGGGGCUCCUGGAAGACUGUGGACCUUCAAGCACUGAAGCUCCCUGCUGUGCUGAGGCCCGGAGCCCCCAUGGCCUCACUGAGCCGAGCCCUACGUGUGGCUGCUGCCUGCCCUCGCCAGAGCCCUACCCGGGGCCUGGGGCCAUGCAACCUGUCCAGCGCAUCUGGCCCCACAGCCGAGAAGAGUGUGCCGUAUCAGCGGACCCUGAAGGAGGGACAAGGCACCUCGGUGGUGGCCCAAGGCCCGAGCCGACCCCUGCCCAGCACAGCCAACGUGGUGGUCAUUGGUGGAGGCAGCUUGGGCUGCCAGACUCUGUACCACCUGGCCAAGCUGGGCAUGAGUGGGGCGGUGCUGCUGGAGCGGGAGCGGCUGACCUCCGGGACCACCUGGCACACGGCAGGCUUGCUGUGGCAGCUGCGGCCCAGUGACGUGGAGGUGGAGCUUCUGGCCCACACUCGGCGUGUGGUGAGCCGGGAGCUGGAGGAGGAGACGGGACUACACACGGGCUGGAUCCAGAACGGGGGCCUCUUCAUCGCGUCCAACCGGCAGCGCCUGGACGAGUACAAGAGGCUCAUGUCGCUGGGCAAGGCGUAUGGUGUGGAAUCCCAUGUGCUGAGCCCGGCAGAGACCAAGACUCUGUACCCGCUGAUGAACGUGGACGACCUCUACGGAACCCUGUAUGUGCCCCACGACGGUACUAUGGACCCGGCUGGCACCUGUAGCACCCUCGCCAGGGCAGCCUCUGCCCGAGGAGCACAGGUCAUUGAGAACUGCCCAGUGACCGGCAUUCGUGUGUGGACAGAUGAUUUUGGGGUGCGGCGGGUUGCAGGUGUGGAGACUCCACACGGUUCCAUCCAGACGCCCUGCGUGGUCAACUGUGCAGGAGUGUGGGCAAGUGCUGUGGGCCGGAUGGCUGGAGUCAAGGUCCCGCUGGUGGCCAUGCACCAUGCCUAUGUCGUCACCGAGCGCAUCGAGGGGAUUCAGAACAUGCCCAACGUCCGUGAUCACGAUGCCUCCGUCUACCUCCGCCUCCAAGGGGAUGCCUUGUCUGUGGGUGGCUAUGAGGCCAACCCCAUCUUUUGGGAGGAGGUGUCAGACAAGUUUGCCUUCGGCCUGUUUGACCUGGACUGGGAGGUGUUCACCCAGCACAUUGAAGGUGCCAUCAACCGGGUCCCUGUGCUGGAGAAGACAGGAAUCAAGUCCACGGUCUGUGGCCCUGAAUCCUUCACGCCCGACCACAAGCCCCUCAUGGGGGAGGCACCUGAGCUGCGAGGGUUCUUCCUGGGCUGCGGCUUCAACAGCGCAGGAAUGAUGCUGGGUGGUGGCUGUGGACAGGAGCUGGCCCACUGGAUCAUCCAUGGGCGCCCGGAGAAGGACAUGCAUGGCUAUGACAUCAGACGCUUCCAUCACUCGCUCACGGACCACCCCCGCUGGAUCCGAGAGCGAAGCCAUGAGUCCUACGCCAAGAACUACUCCGUUGUCUUCCCCCACGAUGAGCCGCUGGCCGGGCGCAACAUGAGGAGAGACCCGCUGCACGAGGAACUCCUUGGACAAGGCUGCGUGUUCCAGGAGCGGCAUGGCUGGGAGCGACCGGGAUGGUUUCAUCCCCAAGGCCCAGCUCCGGUCCUCGAGUACGACUACUACGGGGCUUACGGAAGCCGCCCGCAUGAGGACUACGCCUACCGCAGGCUGCUGGCGGACGAGUACACCUUUGACUUCCCGCCCCACCACGACACGAUCAAGAAGGAGUGUCUGGCCUGCAGAGGGGCCGCCGCUGUAUUUGACAUGUCCUACUUUGGGAAGUUCUACCUGGUGGGACUGGAUGCAAGGAAGGCUGCCGACUGGCUGUUCUCCGCAGAUGUCAGCCGACCUCCAGGCUCCACCGUGUACACUUGCAUGCUCAACCACCGUGGGGGCACCGAGAGUGACCUGACUGUCAGCCGCCUGGCACCCAGCCACCAGGCCUCCCCACUGGCCCCCGCCUUUGAAGGGGAUGGUUACUACCUGGCCGUGGGCGGGGCCGUGGCCCAGCACAACUGGUCCCACAUCACCACCGUGCUGCAGGACCAGAAGUUCCAGUGCCAGCUCAUCGACAGCUCCGAGGACCUGGGCAUGGUCAGCAUCCAGGGCCCAGCCAGCCGGGCCAUUCUGCAGGAGGUGCUGGAUGCAGACCUGAGCAACGAGGCCUUCCCAUUCUCCACCCACAAGCUGCUAAGAGCCGCCGGGCACCUGGUCCGGGCCAUGCGGCUGUCCUUCGUGGGGGAGCUGGGCUGGGAGCUGCACAUUCCAAAGGUGUCCUGCGUACCUGUGUACCGGGCUGUGAUGGCCGCGGGUGCCAAGCACGGCCUCGUCAAUGCAGGGUACCGCGCCAUUGACUCCCUGAGCAUUGAGAAAGGCUACCGGCACUGGCAUGCAGACCUGCGGCCGGACGACAGCCCCCUGGAGGCAGGCCUGGCCUUCACCUGCAAGCUCAAGUCACCGGUGCCCUUCCUGGGGAGGGAGGCCCUGGAGCAGCAGCGGGCCGCAGGCCUCCGCCGGCGCCUGGUGUGCUUCACCGUGGAGGACAAAGUACCCAUGUUUGGCCUGGAGGCCAUCUGGAGGAAUGGCCAAGUGGUGGGCCACGUCCGGAGGGCCGACUUUGGGUUCGCCAUCGACAAGACCAUCGCCUACGGUUACAUCCAUGACCCCAGUGGUGGGCCGACACCCCUGACCUCAGGGAACCCCACACUCACCAGGUGACCCUGGUCCCUGGCUCUGCAGGAGGCAGGAGCAGGCUGGAAAGAGCAGGUCUCGCUGGACUUUGUGAAGAGCGGGGACUAUGCCCUGGAGAGAAUGGGGGUGACCUACGGUGCCCGGGCCCACCUGAAGUCUCCCUUCGACCCCGACAACAAGAGGGUGAAGGGAACAUACUGAGGGCACAGACCCCAUGCCCCAUCACAUGCUGUCCGUCCAUUCCCACAGGUCCCAAAUGGCCCUGGAUCCCAGGACCCUGGACCCGGCCAGAACUUGGGCCCUCCCUGUCCUUAGUCUAGGCCUAGUCCUGCUAAAACCCCCAAACCAGAUACGGACAGAGACCAAGAUGGCCCAUCGUGUGGUCACUGACCAGAAGGCGGUCUCUAAUCCGCCCCAAUCCUCCCAGAAAACAAGCCUGUAAGUGUCUUGGGCUCAGGGACCACGGCUUGUAGUUAUCUCCAAGUUUCUAGAAGGUGCUUAGUAAAUACUUGAUAAGCCCCACGUGAAUACAGGGAAGCAAAUAGG